Messenger RNA from Corythoichthys intestinalis (scribbled pipefish), 517 nucleotides. Its product is annotated as fatty acid-binding protein, liver-type-like. The record is from RefSeq and is a predicted model, not a curated record. Gene Ontology annotation, molecular function: fatty acid binding. Gene Ontology annotation, biological process: fatty acid transport. Gene Ontology annotation, cellular component: cytosol; nucleus. The coding region runs from base 24 to 479 and encodes 151 amino acids. The transcript is spliced from 4 exons. Lineage: Eukaryota; Metazoa; Chordata; Actinopteri; Syngnathiformes; Syngnathidae.
GUAGUGUCCCGCAGUGUGUAUGCAUGUGUGUGAGUGUGCGUGUAUAUAUAAGACAAUGUGAUAGCUUAUUGUCACUUCAUCUUCACUUGCCUGACACCAUGUCCUUCUCUGGAAAAUACCAACUGGAGUCUCAAGAGAACUUUGAGCCUUUCAUGAAGGCCAUUGGUCUUCCUGAUGACCUCAUCCAGAAGGGCAAAGAUGUUAAGAGCAUCUCUGAGAUUGAGGAGAAUGGCAACAACUUUAAGGUGACUGUCACAACUGGAUCCAAGGUCCUCGUCAACUCUUUCACCAUUGGGCAGGAGGCUGAGCUUGAGACCAUCACGGGCGAGAAGGUCAAGGCGGUGGUUCAGCGUGAAGGCAACACAUUGAAGGUUUCCCUGAAGGGAAUUGAGUCUGUCACCCGCCUCGAUGGGGACACAAUUGUCAAUACUAUGACACUCGGUGACAUUGUAUACAAGAGGAUGAGCAAACGUAUUUAAGUCUGCACCUGGGAAGAAUAAAAUUGUGAAAAGGCAAA